This is a messenger RNA of Drechmeria coniospora, 3405 nucleotides long. Its product is annotated as acetylcholinesterase. Lineage: Eukaryota; Fungi; Ascomycota; Sordariomycetes; Hypocreales; Ophiocordycipitaceae. The record is from RefSeq and is a predicted model, not a curated record. Gene Ontology annotation, biological process: proteolysis; cell adhesion. Bases 1 to 3405 code for a protein of 1134 amino acids. Gene Ontology annotation, molecular function: metallopeptidase activity; carbohydrate binding; zinc ion binding. The transcript has 4 exons.
AUGGCCGAAAAACCUUCGUAUGUUACGUACUGUGCUUCUGACGCUCUCCUGCAGGAUGAGCAUGUACCCCUGAGCAAUCUCGUCUCGGAAGACGGUUCCCCUGAUCAUCUCGCACUGCGAAAGGACGCCUUCUGGCGUAAUGGAAAGAAGUUGAAGGUUCGCUUCCUCAAUGGCACCCCUUUUGUUCAGGAAAAAGUCCGGUACUACGCCCAGAUCUGGGAAGAGUUUGCCAACAUUGAUUUCCAAUUCAUUAUCGAGGGUGAUGCCGAGAUUCGCGUUGCCUUUAAGUGGAAGGGCGAUCGUGGCUCCUGGUCACACAUCGGAACUGAUGCUGUCCGACUGACCAUUGGCCAAACAUCGCCCACCAUGAACUUUGGCUGGUUCGACGAAGAGACGCGAGAGGAAGACUUUGCUCAAACAACGGUUCACGAGUUCGGCCACGCUCUCGGCUGCAUCCACGAGCACCAAAGCCCAGUUUCUUCGAUCAAGUGGAACGAGCCCAAGGUGAUUGAAGAAUGCAAGAAAUUAGGAUGGGAUGAAGCAACGACUCGUCACAACAUUCUCAACAAGGCCGGCUCCAAGGGCACCUAUAACUCCAACUUUGAUCGCAACUCAAUCAUGUGCUACUUUUAUCCGGCCGACUGGACCCUCGACGGAAACGGAACACCCAAGAACCUUGUGAUGUCGGCAAUGGAUAAGAGUUUCAUAGGCAAAAUGUACCCGUUCCGAACCCGUGAUGAGGGUCAGCUCGCUGUGACGGACAUCCGUCCCUGGUACCCCCCCGUGGCACUUAAUUCCCGUUCCAUUACCUUCAGCACGCCAUACUUGCAGAUACCAAAGAUUGUCCUCGGUCUCACACAGCUGGAUCAGUCGUUUGCCUCCAAUGUCCGCAUUCGGUUGCAGGCCACUCCAAUUCGCGAGACAGACUUCACUCUCAAUAUGGAUAGUUGGCAAGACACAGACCUAUACAAUGCGGGGGCCACCUGGCUUGAGUUUUCCCAAGACGAGACGAGCUUCGAAGUUGGUGACUUUAUCACAUUGGACCAUCGCCCUUUGGGCAUCCAGCCCAAGCCUGACGUAGAUGGUGUUCGUCGCGACGUCUUGCACGUCGACUUUCCCGAGAACAAGUUCAAAGAGGCCCCCAACGUCAUGGUAUGGAUCAAGGGGUUUGAAAUGGCCAAAGGAGCCAACUGGCGGCUUCGAGUACUCGCAAAAAACAUCACAGAAACAGGCUUCGACCUGGCAGUCGAGUCCUGGGCUGACACCGUAGCUGUCAGUGCAAGUUGCACCUGGGUGGCGUACCCCAGAAACCAGGAGGGUGUCUUGAAUGGUCGCGUUUGCUCCUCCGACUACCGCACCUGGUACCCAGCCAAAGCGCAGAACAGCGGGGCGGUCGCGUUUUCCAAGCCGUUUGACAGAAUUCCCAAGGUCUACAUCGCCUUGAACGAGCUGGACAUGGACUCGUCUCGCAACUUGCGAAUCAAGGCGUUUGCGGACAAGAUUACGGCCAAGGGCUUCACCUGGCACGGAGACACCUGGGCGGACAGCCUGCUCUCGAUACUCAUUUCAAUGGCUGGGAAAGCAGUUCUCCUGCUGGCGUCUCUCGCCCUUCAGGUAUCUGCCUUGACACUACCCGGUUUGCCGCAGUUGACAUUGCCAUGGGGCAAGUGGGAGGCGACCCCUUCCCCUGGUGACCCAAAUAUAUACCUGUUCCAAAACGUUCGCUUCGGAGCCAAGCCUGAACGCUUCGGUGCCCCAACGUUUCCAAACUGGCGCAGCAAUACAAUUCAAAGGGUGACACAGAACACCAGCUGCAUUCAGAUCGAUCCUUCGCAGCUCAAGAAGCCACCAGGUGGUAAAGAUCCACUCGGAGACCCCAGCGAUGCCGACCUGACGGAGACGGAGGACUGUCUUUUCCUCGACAUAUACGCGCCUGCCUCGGCCUUUCAACCAGGGGCUCGGCCCCUGCCAGUUGUUGUAUGGAUCUAUGGAGGUGCCUUCGCCUUCGGCACCAAGAAUCAGGCCGGCCCGCUCUACACGGGACAGUCGGUGUUGCAUGCCUCCGGCUACCAGACCAUAUUCAUCGUCGGCAACUACCGAGUCGGCGCCUACGGAUGGCUUGCCGGAGACUACAUGCAAAAAGUAGGUCAACCAAACGCCGGCUUGCACGACCAAGCGUUGUUGUUUCGCUGGGUACAAAAUUACGUCCGACAGGUCGGGGGCGACAGGAACCGAGUCAGUGCCUGGGGAGAGUCUGCCGGUGCCGGCUCCAUCUUGCACCAUGUCACCCGAGAGGACGGCCGAGUUGACCCCCUAUUCAGCACGCUCGCCGUUCAAAGUCCAGCUUUUGAAUGGGCCUGGGACAACACGCCGGGGGGGAGGCUCGACAACCUGUACAGGAACUUUUCCCUCCUUGCAGGCUGCAGCUUUGACUUUAAUAUUACUUGUCUGCGAUCCGCCAGUGGAAAGAAACUGGCCCGAGCGAAUCAGCAACUGUUCAACAACGUGAGGCAAACAGGCCUCUUCCCUGUCGGUCCUGCCGUGGAUGGAAAAUGGAUCAAGUCCAUUCCUACGCUGGCUUUUGCACAAGGUAAGAGUCGAGAACGACAAGCCGACGCCCUUCCUGGUGCCCAUGCUAACAUCAGAGGAACAGGCAAGUUCUGGAAAGGCAUCAAGUCGGCCAUCAUAUCGCAUUGCGCCAACGAGCCCCAUUCGUUCACGCCACCAGACAUUGAUAACCAAACACGGUUUGACGAAUUCCUCACUACCUUCCUCCCUGGUGCUGUGUUGGAACCCGAGAGGGACAAAAUCAGGGCACAGUACGACUGCUUGACCAAAUUUGGCGGCGACUUCCAGGAAUGCAUCGCUACGGUGAUCAGGGACGCUUCCUUCACCUGCAAUACCCGAGACCUUUUCGACUCGUACUCAGAUAGAUCGUACAUGAUGCACUACGGUUUCCCGCUGGACAAAUAUGCCUAUCACGCGAGCGACCUGAUUCCCUUGUUCAUGAACAACCGCACCGAGGCCGAGCAGUUGCUGAUCAAGAGCGGGCUUAACGAAACGAUAGCCGGACUCUACGCCGGUUCUCUUAACGACAAGGUCAAGCAGUAUUAUCAAAAUUACUUUGCAUCGUUUGCCCUGUCCGGAAAUCCAAACAGGUUGCUGCCCAGCCCACCAAGGCAAUGGCCGAUCGCCAAUGGGGCACGAGAUCAGCUGUCGGACGUCAUGCACGUCGGUUGGGCCUUUUCCAAAGAGCACGUCUUUCAACUCGACGAAGACGAGCAGAAUAGCUCAAGUGCCUGUUCCUUUUGGACAGAGAUCGCCAAGGACAUCACUCAACAUCGGACGGCUGGUCAGGGACACGGCUCUCCGUCCCAGGGUCCAGGCGAGGCGGAUGAGCUCUAG